AAGUUUAGAUAAAUUGUAUAAAGCGGCUCACUGCUUCUUAGUUUUCAUAUCAGAUCAAAGCUUGAUUCAAGUCAGAUUUGCUGCAAAUUUUACUUUCUAAGCAAUAGAAAAGAAACAUGGCUCAGAGUGAUAACUCGAUUAAUGUUGAAUCUGUUGGUCAGCCGUCGUUGGCUGAACAUGACAGUUCUGUUUUAGAUUUGGCUUUCGCUAUGGAUUGUACUGGCAGUAUGGGUUCAUAUAUUGCGGCAGCCAAAGAUAGCAUUUGGAAUAUUUGUGAAGAAAUUGUAGCUUCAGAAAAGAGUGAUAUUAAAUUGAGUCUUGUUGAGUACAGAGACCAUCCUCCACAGGAUAAGUCGUUUGUUACUAGGACUCAUGAUUUUGUUUCAUCUAUUGGUGAAAUGAAAAAAUGGUUGUCCCAAAGCGCUGCAUCUGGAGGAGGCGAUGCUCCUGAAGCUGUAACUGAUGCAUUGCAUCAACUUCUUAAGCUAAAUUGGAGAGAAAAAUCAACUAAAAUAUGCAUUAUGAUAUCCGAUGCUCCUCCGCAUGGCUUAGGAAGUCAUGGAGAUGGUUUCCCUGGAGGUUGUCCAGAUGGAUUAGAUCCCAUCAACAUUACAAGAGAACUUGCCCAAAAAGGAAUAACUUUAUAUACAGUCGGAUGUGGGUCACUGGCUGUAAAGUGUAGAGAUUUUUUUAUGACAAUAGCUCACAUAACUGGAGGACAAUUUAUACCCUUGGCAAACGCAAGGCUUCUGGCAAAAGUAAUAAUCGGUUCAGCUCAAGAACAAAUUAGUCUGGAGAAAUUACAGGGGAAAGUAGACGACGUUGUUAAGCAGGCGACUGACAAUGGUAAAAAAGAAAUUUCUGACGAUAUCCUUGCUGGUAAGAUAGAAGAAGCCCUUGGUCAUGCUACAACUGCUCAAUGCAGGUGGGGCGGUCAGAAUUAUCAGGCUCCUAGGCAUUGUCAAGCUCUUUCGGAAGUCAGUAGUCUUGCAGCUUACAAUUCUGACUAUAAGACAACUGAUUAUGAUGAUCUUGGUGACAAACUCGCUGUGGUAGAUGAAUCUUACGCUGUUGAAAAGUUAAGUAUAAAUCAAGCGCAAUGCAAGCGUAUGGCAAAGAAAUCCAAAUUUUCUCUGUUUAAAAGUUAG
Dimorphilus gyrociliatus is the source of this 1148-nucleotide messenger RNA. The record is from the annotation of a GenBank genome assembly. Lineage: Eukaryota; Metazoa; Annelida; Polychaeta; Dinophilidae.